AUGUCUUCAAAUCAACCAAGCUCUUCUUCAAAAACACCACAACAAGCCGAUAAUGCUGGUGGUGAUAAACAACAACAGCAACAAACUCCGGCGCAAAAAGAAACGAUACCGCAACUUGGUGCUUUAGAAGAAGACGACGAAUUUGAAGAAUUUGCUUCCGAAGAAGUUGAGAAAUGGAAUCCAUUGACAUUAAUUCAAAUUUGGUCCCUUUCAUUUAAUUUUGCGCUUGAUACAUUAGAUUGGAAUGAAACAGAAGAAGAUCAAGAAACUCAUUUAUGGGAAGACAAUUGGGAUGACGAAGAUGUUGAAGAUGAUUUUUCCAAACAACUUAGAUUAGAAAUCACAAAAAAUAGUGGUAACGCACCAACACCUAUGAAAAUUUGA
Molecule: messenger RNA, 384 nt
Organism: Funneliformis mosseae
Lineage: Eukaryota; Fungi; Glomeromycota; Glomeromycetes; Glomerales; Glomeraceae
Source: the annotation of a GenBank genome assembly